Xylaria bambusicola is the source of this 1689-nucleotide messenger RNA. RefSeq lists its product as uncharacterized. The record is from RefSeq and is a predicted model, not a curated record. NCBI's taxonomy places the organism in Eukaryota, Fungi, Ascomycota, Sordariomycetes, Xylariales, Xylariaceae. The transcript has a single exon. The coding region runs from base 1 to 1689 and encodes 562 amino acids.
AUGGCCGACAUGGGUGCUGAGACCAAGUAUGCUGCCCAAGAAAAGUUUAACGAGAUGAUUUCUAUCCCCGAGAGCCCGCACGAUCAAUACUCUGUAGCUGGAAGACAAGAAGAGCAGAUGGAGUGGACCCCAACCCUGGUGGAAAACCUCACUGAGUCGAAACCAGAACCAAUUUACCUUGCAAACGAGCUACUAAUAUAUAUCUUCGAACUUGCGAGAGGAGACCGGAACUAUGUUGGUAGUCUUGAAAUUCAGACGAUCCAGGCAAUCCGCCUAACUUGCCGCCGCUUUAACGAAUUGAGCUCGCAUCUCCUCCUCCGCAAUCUCAAGGUCAACCUAACACGCUCGUCGCUCGACUGUUUAGACGAGAUAUCACGCCACCCUUUGAUAUCCAAGGGCAUUGAGACCAUUGAUCUAUAUUUGUCUCCCUCUCAUUUCUUGAUCGCCGGUUAUAGCAUUCGCGGUUUUGCUGCUGCUGGUGCACUUGCUCUAAGUUGUGAACUAUUCUGUUGGAGACAUACACCAACCACACCAAGCUUCCUGAGACAAGUGACCAACCACACCUUGCUGUACAAAAGGGCAAUAAACAUGGGCGAUGCUCUCGCGAUAUCAUGGGCGAAAGUGGCCAGGCAUGGGGUUGAUCCAAAUUGUGAAGAUGAUCUCCUUAUCGCACGGGAAUACAAGAAGUAUUGCCAGCUCUACAGAGAGUAUAAGAACACUGCGGACUCCUCCGCCCAGAUUAUCGCCACUGCGAUGAUGAGGAUGCCCUCUGCGACCAGAAUUGUCGUAAAAGACUUCCGCCGGGAACCGAGGAUAAUUUAUCCUGAAGAUCUAGUCCAGUCUGAUUCUCUGCCUCAUCAUCUGAUCUCGCAAGGAUAUGAGUGGUGGCUUAUAGAGAACCCGCCAGAGCAUCUACCACUACACGUUCUUGGUGACUUGUUGCUUGCAGUUCAACAGCUCGGGCACCCUUUAAAGAGUCUUGAUUUUGUGACGCCGCCGACUAUGUCUUGGCUUCCGACCUCACGUAUGGCCACAACACCUGAAUCCACAAUGCUUCGUCACGCUCUCGCAGGACUCAAAAGCUUUGUAUACCGUCCGGCUAUACACAGAAGGCUCAGAGGUCCUUUCUACAAGGUACCAGAGAUGUGGACCGAAUUUGGUCAUUUCCUUCUCGGUAACCUACAUCCAGAGUCCAUCCAAAGAAUUGAAUUAGAUUUCUAUUUCUUACCCGCUCAGCUCAUCGAGCCAAGGUUCAGCAUGGCAUCCAUCCUCACUUCUUACAGCUGGCCAAAGCUGCAGCAAUUGUCUUUCCAUGGGUCCUUCCAUUUCCGGGAGCUUAAAGCCAUAGUGGAGCCUCUUGGGCAAGAUGUCGACUUACAAUGGUUUGGAUAUUUGAUGAGCGGUUCGUGGGUCGAAGUCCUUGAUUUUCUCCGGGAGCGCAAUACGUCUACGCAACGAGUCGGUGAUUUCGAAAAAUCGAAUCAAGGACUAAUUAACGGAGGCUUGGGAGAGUCGUACGGGCAGGAGUAUCAACUGAUGAGCCCGAAUACUAGAGAAUACAUCUUCCACUCUCCGCCGGAUCAGUGCGCUAACGACGCAACUCUGUAUAUUCAGGGGUUAACAGAACACAAUCCAGUGAGAGCUUGGAGUAUGAGUGGAUUAGAAGGAGGAGGCGAGCACGAUAUCUAG